AUGUACUAUAUUCUCUACCUUGCCAGUCUUUGCCGACGUCGGCGCUGGCCAGAACCUCAGUACGAGUCGUACACCAGCACAUCCGGAUACACCUGCACCGUCCGCGUCAACAAUCGCGAGUACCAGACGGAUAUCGUUUGCGAGAACGAGACCCUGGCCCGGGAGAGCGCAGCCAUGCGGGCCUAUCUCAUCUGUCGCAAUUUCUCCGUCAACGACGGCAUGUAUCCGGCGGGCCAUGACCACGGCGGCGUGGUCCAGGGCAUUCCGGUCGCGAUCGGCACCGGCCGGAAGACUCGCUAUGGGGACGAUACCGACAUUUCGACGAGCGGCGAGAGCAGAAGCGGAGGGAGCAGCCCUGAAAGCUACGAGGGUGGACGCAUCGAUCGUGAUCGACCCGUUGGUCCGUCGAGGGCUUUGGCGUUUGAGAGCCGUGGCCCGUAG
Messenger RNA from Aspergillus melleus, 441 nucleotides. RefSeq lists its product as uncharacterized. The transcript is spliced from 2 exons. Bases 1 to 441 code for a protein of 146 amino acids. The record is from RefSeq and is a predicted model, not a curated record. Lineage: Eukaryota; Fungi; Ascomycota; Eurotiomycetes; Eurotiales; Aspergillaceae.